Molecule: messenger RNA, 773 nt
Organism: Theileria parva strain Muguga
Lineage: Eukaryota; Apicomplexa; Aconoidasida; Piroplasmida; Theileriidae
Product: Optic atrophy 3 protein (OPA3) family protein
Exons: 4
Coding region: 214-693 (159 amino acids)
Source: RefSeq, a predicted model, not a curated record
AUUUAAUUAUUCAAUAUAUUUGUAAAAAAUAAAUCAUGUUAAAAUUGGUGUAUUGUAUUUGUUUUGAGUAAAAUUUUAUUAAUAAACCCAAUGUGUAAUACCGAAUAAUUUAAUCAAUAUGGAUAAUAUUUAACUUGUAAAAUAUGCUAAAUAUAAGGAUUCUACGGAAAUUUUAAUCUUUAAAAUGUUGUAUUCUUGUGUUUGAUUUUCCCAAUGGAGAUUUUAGUUGAAUUUCUGAGGACUUUGACUGCAAAUUUGAGUAAACACACAACUUCAGUAAUUAAAACAUCAGUAAAUCACAGUAAAUUAAUCAGAUCUCUAGUAAUCAAAAUUGGAACUUCUCGGCACAAGACUAAGGUUAAUUUAUUACUUUGGGGUAGUCUUUGGAAACUACCAUUUUUAAAAAAGAGCUUCACUGAUGCAACAUCCAGAGUUGAAGUUAUUAUAAAACCUAUAGAGGAUAGUGUUGCGAUAGAUAUAGGCACUGAGAUUCUGGCAGAGUUUCUUUUAUUAACGACUAUGGUUUCUACAAUGUGUUAUAGUAUAUACUUAAGGAGGUCAAGAUAUAACGUUUUAUUAGAAAAACAAGAAAAUCAAGAAUCUAAAAUAUUAUCGAGAAUUGAAUACAUUGAACAAGAAAUAUCCAAACUAUUUGAUUUUAAAUCCAAAAUCGAUGAAAUCAGGAAAGAAUAAAUUUUAUUUUUAUUUUUAAUCAUUUUAACACACUUGACUGUACCACACAUGUUAAACGUAAUAUCUUUAUUUUACAUUUA